ACCACCCUCUUCUCAGCCAUCACAGAAGCUCACAAAUGAGCUCUGUGUGAAGAGCCAAGACUCUCAGCCAUGAAGAAACCAAGAGCGUCGCUCGCGCUGGAGAUCCUGGUGGUGUUGCUUGCCGCUCUUCUUCACGGCGCGCAAUGCCAGAGCUCUCUGGGUGGCGCCGGCGGUGGUGGUGGCGCCGCUAACCUCACGGUGAUCGGUACCGUGUUCUGUGACGCCUGCUCCGCCAGCUCCUUCUCCAAAAACAGCUACUUCUUGCCAGGCGUGAAAGUCAGGCUGGACUGCAUGAUCAAAGUGAACUCGAAUUCCAAGGAGGAGAUCAAGAUCACUGCCGAGAAGGUGACCAACAGCUACGGCGCCUACCAGCUGGACAUCCCGGCGAUCGACGGCUUCGAGUGCGCCGCCCCCGGCGCGACCGCGGCCGAGUCCUUCUGCCGGGCCGCCGUGCUGGACAACCCCUCCGCGCUCUGCAACGUGCCGGCCGUGACCACCACCGUCGGCCACAUCUCGUUCCCGACCCAGGAGCCCAACGCCUGCUUCUACAGCCUCAACUCCCUCUACUACCGCCCCGGCAAGCCGGGCCCCGCUCAGUGCGGCGGCGGCGGCGGCGGCGACGUGUCGCCCGCCGCGCUGAACACGUCCCUGUUCUACUGCCCGCCGUGGCCGUGGCCGCCCAUCCCGUUCUGCACGCCGCGGCCGUGGUUCCCGCCCAUACCAUUCUUCACGCCCCCGCCGCCGGCGUUCCCGUUCCCGCUGCCGCCGAUACCGUUCCUCACCCCGCCGUCGCCCCCGCCACCGGCGUUCCCUUUCCCGCUACCACCGUGGCCAUGGACGCCGCCAUCGCCUCCGCCAUCGCCGUCAUUCCCGUUUCCUCAUUUGCCUCCGAUUUUUACGACACCAUCUCCCCCGCCGCCGCCGCCGCCAGCAUUCCCGUUCCCGUUUCCGCCGCUUCCACACCUGCCUCCGUUGCCGCACUUGCCACCAUUGCCGUCGCUGUAUCCACCGCCCCCUCCGCCGCCGCCGCCGCCACCUCCACCACCGUCAUUUCCUUGGCCUUUCCCGCCAUUACCCUUCUUCCCUCCAGGUUCUUCAGGGCCGUCUCCUCCACCUGUGAAGUAUUCUCGGAAAGAUCCAAGCACUUGGUCUCCUUCCGAUAAUCAGCCAUAAAGUAAAUAAUUAUAGUUUCGGCUCCUGCUGGGAAGGAUAAUGUGCAGAACACUGCUUGGUAUAUGAAUUUUCUUUUUUUCUGUUUUUAUAUCCACUUAGCUGUAAGAACACGAAUGUAAAUUUGUGCUUGUGCCCUUGCACAUAUAUAAACGAAGAAUUUCUAGGUUCUAAACACAGGGCUUAUGUGGGAA
Panicum hallii is the source of this 1364-nucleotide messenger RNA. RefSeq names its product leucine-rich repeat extensin-like protein 3. The transcript has 2 exons. The record is from RefSeq and is a predicted model, not a curated record. Lineage: Eukaryota; Viridiplantae; Streptophyta; Magnoliopsida; Poales; Poaceae. Bases 70 to 1173 code for a protein of 367 amino acids.